ACUUUAAGAAUAUAAAAAAGAGCAGACACCGAGAGAAGACCCAAAUCGGCAUUGCGAUCGCCGGAGGAUUGGUUCCGGUGGCCGAGAGAAUUGAAAGGGGACAAUUGAUUCGGAUAGUAAUUGGAUAAGGGAAUGAAAUGGAUUCAGAAGAAGAAGAAGAAAUAGAAAUGGAAGAGAAUAGGGAUUUUAACACUAAUAAAAUGGGGAUUAUGAUGAUGAUUAAGUAUGUGAUAGUGUUUGUGUUGAGAUUGAGUUUGGCAUUUUUAAUCCCAAUAAUGGCACUCUUUUGUAUAUCAAUUGUAACAGUAAUUUUAGGUAUAUUGGCUGCUAACUUCUUCUCCUUCUCCUUCACCUCUCCCAUUCUUUUUCCUACUCACUGCACCAUUCUCUCUGCAAGUGUGGAUUUGAGAUCAUCCAAGGUCUGUGAACUUGGACUCUUGAAUUACAACGACAAUCAUGUCUUUUAUCCUUUUGACUCCAGUAAAUUUCGCUGUCGUUUUGAUUACUAUUGGGCUUCAGUUUUUCAGGUGGAAUACAAAGAUCAAUCUUUGGGCCAGAGACGGCUUGCACUUGCAGAGGCUCCAAAUGAAGCCCUUCCUCAAGAUUGCAGGCCUAAUUUUGCUGCUGCAUGGUUGACCAAAGAUUUGUUCAAGGUCAAUAAUACUUAUGACUGCUGGUAUUCAGUUGGCUUUUCGAAAGUGAGCCUGUAUCGUGAUGGCUUCUUCCCUUGUCAAGCGAAAGAUCCAUCUGCUUCUGAGAUGCUUAGGCGUUAUGUUUUUCUGUCCAUCAAGACUUUACGCUCAUUAUUUGUACAAAAGAAGGGCAAUGCAAAUUAUUGGAGGUGGGAAACAGUAGCUGGAAUUGUUACUGGUUUUUCAACAUCCUUGAUCUCCAUCAGCUUUAUAAGUAUCAUACAUCAUAUGAAGUCACGGUUGUCCCAAACCUAUGCUGCACGGAUGUUCGGUCGAACCAUUAAAAUGGUCUUCUUUAAGCGCAUUUGUUUUCUUGUGGCUUACUUGUCAAUUGCGGGUUGGUUAGCACUCCAGUAUGGGAAAAGGCUUGGUUUAUCGGAGAUUUACAAAAGAUACACCUACUAGGUUGGGGGAUUGCAAGUAUGAUUUGGAUUUCUAACUUGCACUGCUGCUGGAUGAUGUAAAAUAUAGAGAUAAUUAGUAUCAACCCCUUGAAGUCAGGUCAAAAUUGCUGUUUUUUCCUUAUAUUUUUAAAAAUUACUGUUUCCUCUCUAACAUUUAGCAAGUUAGGUAUUUGAUACACAUGAAUUAAAAUGUCAGUGAGGGAACAAUGAGUUUUCAAAAUUUAGAGACAGGCAGUAAUUUUAAUCUAACUUUAGGGGGUUAAUAGUGUUUAUUCAUUAAAUGUAUACAUAUGUGGUGGAAGGCUAUAGGUAACACCAUUUUUUGAUAUGAAAGUUGCAGGUUAAAUUGCCUGGGAGAUACCUUAUUUUCA
Molecule: messenger RNA, 1467 nt
Organism: Mercurialis annua (annual mercury)
Lineage: Eukaryota; Viridiplantae; Streptophyta; Magnoliopsida; Malpighiales; Euphorbiaceae
Exons: 5
Coding region: 138-1097 (319 amino acids)
Source: RefSeq, a predicted model, not a curated record